AUGGCUUUCUACAAGAUAAACAAAUUCAUCACCUUGUCAAAUCAUACUAAGGAGACCAAACUCACACUAGCAGAUCACUUGAGCUUAAUAGCCCAAAUAGAUCCAAAAACCAAAGAUGAUAUUGCAAGUCAAGUACCUAAACCAUUCCAAACUAAUAAUUUAUCUAAUUCCAAUGUUCACCUUCACAACAAAUAAUCUAAAAUCUCUCUAUCAAGGAUAUGUAUUCUGAUCAAUGAAAAGAAGAGCAUUUAGUAUCCGAAUUUGAAGAAGUGGCUUUAAGAAUAAAAGCAGCUAAAUGAUAAGAUAUUCUAUGUGGGAGUGCUUAGUCAUCCUGCACGCCUUCUAGAUCAGAUAUUUAGAAGAAUACAAGAAAAUGAAGCGAAUUCGAAAAUUAUUGUUAUGAGCUAUUUCAACAGAGAUCAUAUUAUAAAAGUGCAGAAGAUUAUGGGUCAAUAUAAUUUGAUUCCAAUCAUACAAGAUUAACCAAAAAAUAUAGCUGGAAAUAGACUAGAUUUAGAUAUUUUCCAAUAUUCCAGUUGA
This is a messenger RNA of Stylonychia lemnae, 540 nucleotides long. NCBI's taxonomy places the organism in Eukaryota, Ciliophora, Spirotrichea, Sporadotrichida, Oxytrichidae. The record is from the annotation of a GenBank genome assembly.